Molecule: messenger RNA, 1984 nt
Organism: Microtus oregoni (creeping vole)
Lineage: Eukaryota; Metazoa; Chordata; Mammalia; Rodentia; Cricetidae
Product: nuclear prelamin A recognition factor
Exons: 11
Coding region: 332-1702 (456 amino acids)
Cellular component (GO): lamin filament
Molecular function (GO): lamin binding
Source: RefSeq, a predicted model, not a curated record
GCCCGUCUACUUCCAGCCGGAAGGAAAGCUCCUCCCCCAUUUUCUGAUUGGCUCUGGGGAGGGACCUGCCACUUCCUGGCCCUCUCAUUGGCCUAGACGGAAGAGGAGGCGUGGGUGUGCCAUACCACCCUCGCACUCGUCUCAUUGGUCCAGGGGCGUGACUCAUCUUGUUUCGACUCUCUCAUUGGUCUACCACCGUCCUGGGGGCGUGGCCCCCGCGGAUGAAGACAACAAAGGGUCGCGGGUCGCUAGCCGGCGGCAGGCGGCAGUGUUCCAGGCUUCCUCGUUCGGCUUAGCUGAGGGUGUCGGCCUCCCACCAGUCCCGCUCCAGAUGAAGUGUGAGCACUGCACACGGAAGGAAUGUAGUAAGAAAUCAAAAACUGAUGACCAGGAGAAUGUGUCCACUGAUUCAUCAAGUCCAGCCCAGGAGAAUGAAGAGAAGGGAGAAUUCCAUAAGCUGGCAGAUGCUAAGAUAUUUCUGAGUGACUGCCUGGCAUGUGACAGCUGUGUGACUGUGGAGGAAGGGGUCCAGCUUUCCCAGCAAAGUGCCAAGGACUUCUUCCAUGUCUUGAAUCUUAAUAAGAAAUGUGACACCUCAAAGCACAGAGUGCUGGUCGUGUCUGUGUGUCCUCAGUCGCUGCCUUAUUUCGCUGCUAAAUUCAACCUCAGUGUCACCGAUGCAUCCAGAAGACUCUGUGGCUUCCUGAAAAGUCUUGGGGUGCACUAUGUAUUUGACACCACAAUCGCAGCAGAUUUCAGCAUCCUGGAGACUCAGAAGGAAUUUGUACGCCGGUAUCACCGACACAGUGAGGAGCAGCGUGAACUACCCAUGAUGACCUCUGCCUGUCCUGGUUGGGUCAGAUAUGCUGAGCGGGUAUUGGGCCCCCCAGUCAUCCCACAUCUCUGCACUGCCAAGUCCCCCCAGCAGGUCAUGGGCUCCUUGGUGAAGGAUUACUUUGCUAGAAAGCAGAAUCUGUCUCCAGAGAAAAUUUUCCAUGUUGUCGUGGCUCCUUGCUACGAUAAGAAGCUGGAAGCUCUUCGGGAGGGACUUUCCACCACUCUGAAUGGUGCCAGGGGCACUGACUGUGUGCUGACAUCAGGUGAAAUUGCUCAGAUAAUGGAGCAAAGCGACCUCUCUGUGAAGGACACUGCUGUGGAUACUUUGUUUGGAGACGUGAAGGAGGCAGCAGUACAGCGUCACGAUGGAGUGAGCUCAGAUGGGCAUCUGGCCCACGUCUUCAGACAUGCGGCCAGGGAGUUGUUUGGCGAGCACGUGGAGGAGAUCACCUACCGUGCACUGAGAAACAAAGACUUCCACGAGGUCACCCUUGAGAAGAACGGGGAGGUCUUACUACGCUUUGCUGCGGCCUACGGCUUUCGCAACAUCCAGAACAUGAUCCUGAAGCUCAGGAAGGGCAAAUUCCCAUAUCACUUUGUGGAGGUCCUUGCAUGUCCCAGAGGAUGCUUAAAUGGCAGAGGCCAAGCCCAGACAGAGGACGGCCACACAGACCGUGCACUGCUGCAGCAAAUGGAAGGGAUCUACUCCGGCAUCCCCAUGCGGCCCCCAGAGAGCAGUGCGCAUGUGCAGGAGUUGUACCAGGAGUGGCUGGAGGGUACCGAGUCCCCCAAAGUCCAGGAGGUGCUGCACACCACAUACCAGAGCUUGGAGCCCCGCACAGACGGCUUGGAUAUCAAGUGGUGACAGAGCGGGAGGGCAGGAGGGGGCAGUGCCGAGUGGAGAGCAGUGGAUGUUUCACGAACAACGGGUCGCUCCGUGGCAUGCAGCUUCACGUGGUGCUACCUUUGUAGUGUGUGAGGGAGUGGAAUAUUUUCACAUGGAAAAAGCUUUUUUCCUCUCUGAGUGUCCUUUUAGCCCAAGAUUGUGAGAAAGAGCCCAAAGAUGAGGCCAGGGACACGCCCCUGUCUUUCAGGGGUCUUGUUUGUUUGUUUGUUUUGUUUUGUUUUUUAAAGAAUCCAAAAUGUA